Cloeon dipterum is the source of this 8427-nucleotide messenger RNA. RefSeq names its product UNC-79 domain-containing protein (gene unc79). The coding region runs from base 214 to 8235 and encodes 2673 amino acids. NCBI's taxonomy places the organism in Eukaryota, Metazoa, Arthropoda, Insecta, Ephemeroptera, Baetidae. Gene Ontology annotation, molecular function: protein binding. The record is from RefSeq and is a predicted model, not a curated record. The transcript has 46 exons.
AUGCCAUCUCUCGGUUGCAGCAUCCACCGUGCGCCCGACAUGCGCCCUUUCGGUGCUCAUCUCGGCGAACGGCACCCCCGCGGACGCGCAAAUGGACCGAACCGCGAGACGGCGGCGCGUGCGUGGGUGGCGUGUUUGGGUGCAGCUGGAGCUGGAACGUGACAUUGACAGCAGACAUGGCCUCCACCUGAGCAACCUUUACAUCAAGCCGAAAUGGCAACCAGAGUGGCCGCCUUUACGGCCAAAGUGCGCAAUUUGCACGACUUCCAGCUUAGGUUGCUUCAUGGAAUUGUGCCUGUGCCGUCGGGACUGGAUAUUGCAAACACCAUCAGGAGCUUCUCACAGAUAUUGCUAUGCGUGCUGAAGGACGUGCCUUACUCUCCGUUGGAGAUGCUCCGGAACUGCGAGCAGGACACGGCGCGUCUGGCGUUGUUCCCGAACCUCGACUACAAAGGCUUGUACAAUGCGAUCGUGCAGUUGAUGGACGUGGUGCCGCUGAUCCAGUAUGGGCUGCACGCGUUCGGCCAAAGCGUGCUGCAGUGCCUCGGCUGCCUUUUGUCCUUUCUGGACGCGGAGACCAUCGACACUCUGCCCUACUUGGUGGCCAGCUCGAUGGCCGUGCUACCUGACUCGCUGCACCAAGAGAUCGUCAACUGCCUCUGCUUCUACAUCCUCCCAUUUACCAUUACAAGGAAACCGCAGUCAGAAGAGGAGGAUCAGGAACGCCAACAUCUACAGAUUGAAGAAACUUACGCCAGCCAAUCAGUUUCUGCAAUCCUCAUGAUGGUUUUCCAAUUUUCCAACAAUUCAGCCCAUCACUGCCAGCUGCUCGAGUGCCUGAUGGCCAUGAAGCCGGGCGUGGUGAAGGACCUGCUGUGCAUAACCGCUUACGGCACGGCCGGCGCCCGCUCCAGUGCGGCCAAACUGCUCUUCUACUACUGGCCGCCGUUUAACAUCAACGCCAUCGAAAAGAGGACGCCCACUCACCAAGUGCGGCUGGCAGUGCAAAAUAGAUCCCCUGCUCCUUUUGUUUCAGCCGACUGGCCGCCGUUGUUGUGCCAAAGGGACUCGUGCCCCAAUACGGGCGUCGCCGAGGCGGCCAAGGUAUGCUUCGACCAUGGCGCCUCCAUCACCUUUGCCAACGAAAAGCCGCCGCCGCUCUACCUGUGCAUCGAGUGCGCCAACGAGAUCCAUCGGUGCUCGGCCAACCUCAGCUUCCACGACGUAAUCCACCCCAUGCAGCAGGUUGCCCUAUUUUGCGAGAGCAAGAGCUGCCGUUCCUCAGACAAACAGGCCGUGUCCGUGUGCUUCUCCAUGGAAUGCGCCUCGUACAAUACAAACCACCCAAUCAGGCACUGCAGAUCGUGUCACCAGUCGCGUCAUAAUAAUCGCAGAGGUUUUGACCACGUCUAUCACACGGCCCUCACUUCCUCCUGGAAAAUGGAAGUGGAGACGCGGACUUUCUUGAUCGAGUCCAUCGUCAGUUUGCUGCAAGAGGCGAGCAGCACCUCCAGUAUCCCUGAGAGCUCCUCUGUCAAAGAGGGUUUGCAGAUGCUGAACGUGCAGAGCAACCUGAUGGACCUGCAGUCCAGCAAGUCGGCAGGCACCCUGAGCGUCACGUCGUCGCAGACGCCAGACAGCAUUGACGACAAGCUGCUCAUGUCCAGACAUGGCGUCUGGCUGAUGGUCAGUCUGUGCUGGCCUACUGCGGAAAGUGACGCUGAGGUCAUUGGAAGACUCGUUAGCAUGCUGCUCAACUGGUACGCCGCCACUGCUUACAUCAAUGAUCAUCUUGAAAGUCCAAGUGAAAAAUUAAAAACCGAACAUGUUGCACCAUGGAUUGCUGCUGUAAUUGAUAAACAUCCACAAAUUUUUGUCUCCUGUUUGCUUCCCCACCCACCGGAAUAUGCUAGAAUUGGAGGCCAUUGGGAAACGCUUACCGGCAAAAGCGCUCAUUUGAAGGCAGGAUUGAAUCGAAUACUUUGUUUGGUUCCUUACGACGUUGUCAGCCCUGAAAUUUGGGACCAGGUGAUGCCUCACUGGAUGGAAGCUCUGGUCACCGACUCCAAUGCAAACGCCAGUCAGCGUUUUGGAAUCCCUUCUCCAAUGAAUGCUGAGGUUUCAUCUCAGAUUUCAAUCUUGCUGAGCAAACUCUUGGACCCUGAAAUGAGCCCUCUUGGAUUUGAUUCAAAGACCAUGUACAAUUUUCUCACAGUUCGCUUUAGCAGAACGUCAGCCUCAGUCCAAAAGCAAACCUUGACGUGGAUUCAGUUUUUGACUUCCUUGGAGAUUGUGGUGCAGAUCAAUAUUCUUUUGAAAAUGUUCAGUGAGGGUGUGAGAACCAUGAAGGUGGCUAACCCUGACGACAGAUUCCUUCGGAAGCCUAGCAACCUUGAAAAACUCUCCGCUUUGCAUGAUAGCAACGGAUCAAGAAAAACCAGCAUUUCUCCUGUUGUCGAGGACGACUCUGAACAAAACUCACCUCUCUCAGAGGACGAAGGUCCUGCCAUCCCUGCAAGUAGUGAAGCUGGAUUUCAAACCGAUCCCGAACUCAACCUCUCCUGCUGUAUUAUGAUGCUUGACAUUUUGUUGAAGCAGAUGCAGCUUCAGUGCAUGGAGCGUCACUCGGGAAUAUGGGGCGCACUUGCAACCGAAAUUUGCAAAUUGUUGAGGAACAUGAUCAUCUCUCCCUGGGUCACCAGCCACAAAUGCGAUGGGAAGCAAAGCGAGGAGUGCAUGUUUUGCGAGUCAAGAGUCAUUUGGCACCAGAUGGCCCUACACCUGGUUACUUACAUUGCGCCUGAUCUGCCCUUGCAGCAACCAGAUAGCGAAAUUGAGGUUUUCUCGAGCGAAGAAGUAGAGAAAGGCAAGAACAAGUCUUCCCCCGACUCUGAGAAAAAGCAGGAGAUGCGGCCGUCCGACGUGGUGAUCACCAUGCCGCUGCCCGAAACGCACACCGUGGGCAACGUUUUGGUCAACAUGCCGCAGAUUAUGACCGCCACAGUGGAAACCGUUUCUGAACAACUGGAUUUGGCUCCCAUUAUUCCAUCAGAAAAAGUUGUACCCGCUAUUGCUAGAGCGGUUACGAUUACUGAUACUGAUGUGGCCACUGCUACAGUGCACGUUCAAAAGGCAACACUAGUCGGGGAAAAUGACCAGCCGAUUGAUAUUGAGAAACCCUUUGACAACAGAGAGUUUUGGAAAACGUCAGUUGGAAAAUUUUGGUUCAGUUUUGAAGACUUGCCAGAUCAACUGCAAUACUGCCACCAGCUGUUAAAAGAAUUGCCAACUACAAAAGAGCCUGACGUGCUGUACCACAUAUUGCAGUCGCUGCACAUAUUGUGCCUCCACGGCGACGCUCUGGUAAAAGCCUCGAGAGACCACAGAGGCUUCUUGAUAUGGUGCCAAGAAAAUCUGCUGAUCGAAAACCUUUGGAACUUGCUAAACGCCGAGCACGGCCACAUUUGCGAUGUGUGCGUGCCUGUGCUCCUGCACUGCAUCACCCUGCCUUGCGGACUCGAUGUGUUUUGGAAUAUUAUUCAAAAGGCCUUCCACCAUCAGGAUUGGAGGCAAAGAUUCACUGCAGUCGAGCGAGUGACUGUAAUCGCUCGUUUCCUGGACACCACUCCGCUGAAGAACCAGCAGGCUCUGCAGUCCGCCCUGGCAAACGCCUUCUGUUACCUGAUCUCCAGCAUGGAUGACAUAAACGUGCAGGUGGCGCAGCGAGCCACGCUCUUCAUGGGCACGGUGCACGACCGCGCCAUCAAAGCUUUGGUGCUUUGUCUCGAGUCGCAAUUCGAUAGUGUCAUCGUGGACAGACCGAUGGUGCUGCAGUCCCUCUACCAGCUGCACAACUCGAUGAGCGACCGCCGUAUUUUGUCCUGGGACUUUUUCCUCAACCGCUUUGACACUCUUUUCAUUGAGGCGCAAAUCAACGCGGAAAAAUGCGGCGACAUUACUUAUUUGAGAGAUUUGCGCAACUCCGAUCUAAACAGUGAGACAUUUUUGCGCAAGCUGAACCGCGCGCACGAGGCCCUGAGCCAGUCAGACACAAGCAACUCAGGUGGCAGUGCUCAGGGACCGAGUCAAGCCGAUUCGCCCACCAGCUCGACUGCCCCCAGUGCCCCACACCAGCCACCUCCCCUUAUCAAAACCCUGAGCGCCAGCUUUGGCACCAAGUGGCCCUACAAAAGGACAAUGUCUGCUCCAGCACAAAUGCUUCCACGUGCAGAAAAAGCAGGUAGCAGUAGUGUGAUUGACAAAGAAAAGGUGUACAGCCGACAGUUCUCGGCACCAGUGCUUAAAAGAAGGAGCUCGGGAAGAUUUGGAAUCGAGGGGCAAAUGCACGGGAGUAACAUCAUAGAGGACGCCCAAGUGUGUGGUUUGUUGCAAAGAAUUAUCGAAUUUGAAGAGUCGGACAGCGAGACCAUACACUUACUCAUUUUCCUUUUAAUGCAGUUCAUGUCAAGAUCAGACCAAGCUUUCCCAACUGACGAGAAAAACGUCGCCAAAGUGCAAAACAUUGUGCUCCGCCACAUGUACUUGUUGCUUGGCUACAACUGGUCUGAGAGAGGAUUCUACGUUUCAGCCCAAAAACUGAGAAAUUCUGCUAUUUUCCGCGUAUUCAUGGCCAAUUUACCGCAACUACUCGACCAUAACCACUUGCUGGGCUUGCUAACCCUGCCGACGGUCCUCACUCUCUUGAUAUACUGCCCUUCGACCCAGAACUACUCUGCCACCUUUGUUGGAAAUCAUGAAAUCCUCAGCAACUCCAGCAAUUACACUCUGUGGCUGCUGGAGCCCCACAUUCGACGAAAUUGGUUUAUCUCCCUCUUAGUCAUUUUGUACAAAUACCAGUUCAACCAGCCUCUUUUCUACAACCAACUGCAAUACUUAAUUCGAAUCGUGCUGAACACAUUAGACUCGCAGCAACACUACUGCAGGCGAAUACCAGGCACUCUUGUCAUUGGAUCUCUCCCCAGCAGAUCAAGAGACGUCAGCCAGCCUUCGCUAGGAAAUGCUUUCGUUGAGUCAAACAUGGAAAAUGCCUGUGAAUCGCCUCCACCUCAAGAUCAUGGGGUUGUUGUGAGACCUGCCAAAUUUGUUACUAAAAGCAUGGAGACGCACUGGGAGGAGGACAUUCAAGUGCAUCAAUCUGCCGAUGAGAACGAAAAUGGCGAAAUCGGAAAAAGAAUUCCAUCAAGUUUUGAGGCCGAUGACACUGAAUCAGAGCUAGCAGCAAUACCGGAAAGUCCACAGUCGGGGAGCACUAUUCAUCAGAGUAUUCAUGGAUCUUUUGAAGAACUCGUUUCUUGCACUGUGGAGGAGGCAAGGGUUUGUAUUGUGGAGCAGACACCCGUUGUGGCGACAGCGGUCGUGUCAAAAGCUAAUGUUGUGGCCGCGGAGAAGCCGAAAAGCGGGAAAGAACAUGCUCGGACAAUGACGAUUGAGCCAACCUGGAAUACUGCUGAAGUGUGCCAAGCAGCCGCAGUGCUCCAGUCAUCGCCGAGAAAUACAACUACACCUUUCCGCGUCGCACAUCAGUACUCGAUUAGAUCAGAGGAAUAUUUCUUUGGCUCGCCUGACUCACCUUUGUCCAAAAUGGAAGUCCAGACAAUAUCUUCUCCGAUUGAAGUGAGAGAAACGGAGUUCAAAAUUUUGUCAUCCCUUGAAGUUCCGAGUCAAGAGAGACUGUUGCCCAUUGGUUCGAGCAGGGAAACUGUGGCCAAUUUAGCUGAUAAGAUGAAAACUUGCCUCCAACUUCAUGACGUUCCACCACCAACAACUCGGCCAAGGGAUUUGGAAAACUCUAAGAUGCAUAAGCAGGACAGCGGCAGCUCUAUUAGUCCGCGAAUUUUGAAGAAGCAGACUGCUCUCGUUGAAUCACCUCCAAAUAUUUACUCGAUGCCUCUUACACACGCGUCUACAAGUAAACUGGAUGACCACCACAUUGACGACGCAGCACAAUUUUAUAAAAACUGGCAUCAGGACCGAAAACACACUUCAAAAAGUGAUGAAAAAGCGCGGCCACGGUCACGAAAAGGCGGACUUUUUACAGCAGGCACAUCCACAAGCCAAACUUAUAGGCCCGCUGGCAGCUGGCAUCCAGGAAUGGCAAAAGCUGAAAGCCAGCAAGACCAGAACAAUGAGAACGGUGCAAAGUGGACUGAGGACGCAGUGCUUGAACGCUGCUCAGAAUGUGGUCUCGUGAUCGAGGAGUACACUCCUGAAGACAUCGGCCUGUGCAUCAUUAUUCUCGGAACUUUCAUGCACAGUGAACCUAGUUUGGCCUCUCCAAUGCUGCCAGAAAUUCUGCGAAUUAUCUCAAAGGUUUCUCAAAAUGCGCCAUUCUAUUGGCAAAAUGAGUCAAAAGUGCACUUACCUGGAAGCACUGUGAGCGUUGCCAAUCAGUUCAUGCGCUGCAUUCUCCACCAGCUCGCUCCAAAUGGCAUUUUUACCCAAAUCUUCCAAACGCAAGUGCAAGAAAAAAUUCGAAUCCAGUUUUUCAAAAGCGUGGCUCAAGCAUUGCUUGAUUUCACCGAUCUGAAUCCGAUUCAGCCGUUGCAACUGAUGCUGGAGAGUCUGAAUUCAAAGAAAACCCUACCUGUGGAAAUGAUCCCGAAUAUAGGGCACAACAUCGCCCUCUACCUUGGCUGUCUGCAGCCCUUGGACACAGGGAUAGGCUCUUCCUCGCAAACCUGGAGCCAGCUCCUCACGGCCAUGGAAUCAUUUUUCAGGAGGAUCGCCCUUUCCCUGUCUCAAAUUGACAGCGUGGACCCUUUGCUACGCCUCAUGAUCCAAACGCUCAAGCUUCCUGGAAUUUCUGGCUGCAAGGGUAUUUUGGAGCCAUUUUCUAAGGUUUUAAGCUUCGGAGUGCAAAAUUUCUCUCUGAAGUACCAGCAGUUGGCGGAUUUGUGCUAUCACUGUAGCAGAGCUUUUGUUCGAGAAAGGGAGCGUCUUCUUUUAACCAGGGUGCUUGUCUUGGAGCUGGUGCAGGCUCUCAAAUUCAAAUCUAACAUUCCGGACACCAACUUCUUUCUUCUGGUCAACUUUAUUCUCGAGGACGCCGGCGGGCUGCUGAUGACAACGGGCAUGGAGCAGUACCUGUGCGUCAACAACGAGCUGCCCAGCAACCCACCACUCAACACCAACGCCUGCGAGUGCAUGCGGCAGCACAUCAACGACGCCAUUGAGUUUCUCACUGAUGUCCACACCUUGAGCAGAAUUAAAAGCAACUGCAGAGGUGUUUCAGUAGGUUUGAACGAUGACACACUUGGCGGCUCUAUCAAAAGCGGUAUUGCUCAAUACAUGGCUCUUGAAAUCACCAGAGGCAACAAUAGGGACAAUAGAGCGGUCAGCCGACACUUCCCUUGGCUAUGCAACGUUCCAACUACGAUCCAACAAGGGCCGAGGGAGUUCUUGGAGUGCAUGGGUCACAUCCGCCUCCUCUCCUGGCUGCUGCUGGGCUCCCUUUACCACACGGCCCUGAUUGGACCUUCAAAAUCUCCCCCAAACGCGAAUACCAGCAGCCAAUCUGGCUCGAUUACCUGCCAACCGAUCCCUCAAGAAGUGUCCUGCCACGUUGCCGACCACAUUCAGGUGAUACUCGCUGGAUUCGUGGAGCAAAGCAAGGCUUCCGUUUUGCACAUGUCCUCGCUCUUCCACGCCUUUAUCCUCUCGCAGUUGUGGACCAUGUAUUUGGAGCAAGGCCCAAGCUCCAAUAUGGCUAAUGGCGAAGCGCACUACAUCACCAUGACCAUCCUAUUUGACUUUUGGUGCAAAGUUACUCCCUGCAUAUUGCAACUCGUGUCCCACUCCAAAGUGUUGGCCGAGAUGGUGAACCUGCACUUUUUGUCACUGCUCGAGGCCCUUCUAGAAUGCAACUCGACGGUUCUGAGUAAAUUGCUUCCACUAUGGUGCCCUGUGCUCUACUCGCACCAACACCAGCUGCCAGGCCACCUGCAGGUGCGUCUGCAGUCCUGCAGAAAUUAUGCGCCUAGCGACACCUUCCAGGCCGAAAUGCCGCCACCGAGUGGUCCCCAGACUUCCGGCGCCGCUUCUGGGCAGUCGCCUUCGCACUCGGCCAUCUUAAACCAGCAGAAGCAAAGCCCUUCCGUAGGCAUGAAGGUGAAGGUGUCCAACCCCUUCCUCCUCAAGUGGCUCCAGAGGUUGCAGUUUAAAAUGGGCCAAAUCGAGCUGCAGUCCUCCGCUGCCACGCAGUUUUAUUCUGUUUAGAUGAAAGAUCACUGUGUUACCCCACCCUAAUGUGUUUCACAAUGCUGUAAUAUGCCUGUAUUGUUAAAAAAUCCAUUGACUGCACUAAAAAUGUUAAUAUUUGUUAGAAAAAAAGAUGUUUAUUAGAUAAUCCUCUGUUGAAAUCUGUAUUGAUGUUGGCAAGAGAAUAAAGUGAAUGUAUUAAGGAAUAUA